AUGCUCGUGACCAAGUGCGAGGGCUGCAACAACAUCAACGGGCCAGGCGAGUGCUCGAACACCUGCGGCGACGCAGCCGGGCUCUGCUCCAAAUGCGACGGCACGCUGGGCACACCGGGGGCAUGCUGCCAAAAAGGGGAGGCCGACGAUCCUCCCGAAUGCUCGUGGGUGCCCGACACCAGCUUUUUGUACGAUGGCUACCAUACUGUUAGCGAAACGGACUACAUCGCUUUGGUGGACAACGGAGAUAGCACCGUCACCGUCAGCGUCGUCAGCUCGACCGUUGACGUCACCUUCACCUCAGCUCUCGAGGCAGCGACAAUCUUUGUCCUUUCGCCUCCGCCGCCAGCGCCGCCCGCUGCUCCUUCGAACGGCUAG
Emiliania huxleyi CCMP1516 is the source of this 378-nucleotide messenger RNA. RefSeq lists its product as hypothetical. Lineage: Eukaryota; Haptophyta; Isochrysidales; Noelaerhabdaceae. The record is from RefSeq and is a predicted model, not a curated record. The transcript is spliced from 4 exons. The coding region runs from base 1 to 378 and encodes 125 amino acids.